Tupaia belangeri chinensis (Chinese tree shrew) is the source of this 2417-nucleotide messenger RNA. It is a transcript of the gene CAPN8, whose product is annotated as calpain 8. Gene Ontology annotation, biological process: proteolysis. Gene Ontology annotation, molecular function: calcium-dependent cysteine-type endopeptidase activity; calcium ion binding. The record is from RefSeq and is a predicted model, not a curated record. Gene Ontology annotation, cellular component: cytoplasm. The transcript has 21 exons. NCBI's taxonomy places the organism in Eukaryota, Metazoa, Chordata, Mammalia, Scandentia, Tupaiidae. Bases 1 to 2112 code for a protein of 703 amino acids.
AUGGCAGCCCUGGCAGCCAGAGUAUCCAAGCAGCGGGCGGCCGCCGAAGGGCUUGGCUCUAACCAGAAGGCUGUGAAGUACCGGGGCCAAGACUUUGAGGCCCUGAGGCAACAGUGCUUGGACUCGGGGAUCCUAUUUAAAGACCCAGAAUUCCCAGCUUGUCCAUCAGCUCUGGGCUAUAAGGAUCUUGGACCGCACUCACCCCAAACCCAAGGUGUUAUCUGGAAACGGCCCACGGAAUUGUGUCCCAGCCCCCAGUUUAUCAUUGGUGGAGCCACGCGCACUGACAUUUGUCAGGGUAGUCUAGGUGACUGCUGGCUUCUGGCGGCCAUUGCUUCUCUCACAUUGAAUGAAGAGCUCCUCUACCGAGUAGUCCCCAGGGACCAGAACUUCCAGGAGAACUAUGCAGGGAUCUUUCAUUUUCAGUUCUGGCAGUACGGAGAGUGGGUGGAGGUGGUCAUUGACGACAGGCUGCCCACCAGGAACGGGCAACUGCUCUUCCUACACUCCGAAGAAGGCAAUGAAUUCUGGAGUGCUCUGCUGGAGAAAGCCUACGCCAAGCUCAAUGGUUCUUACGAGGCUCUUGCUGGAGGAUCCACAGUGGAGGGGUUUGAAGAUUUCACAGGUGGCAUCUCUGAGUUUCAUGAUCUGAAGAAGCCACCAGCCAAUCUGUAUCAGAUCAUCCGGAAGGCCCUCCGUGCAGGGUCUCUGCUAGGCUGCUCCAUUGAUGUCUCCAGUGCAGCCGAAGCAGAAGCCAUCACCAGGCAGAGGCUGGUUAAGAGCCACGCAUACUCAGUCACUGGAGUUGAAGAGGUGGAUUUCCGUGGCCAUCCAGAGAAGCUGAUCAGACUCAGGAAUCCAUGGGGUGAAGUGGAGUGGUCGGGAGCCUGGAGCGAUAAUGCACCCGAGUGGAAUCACAUAGAUCCCAGGAAGAAGGAAGAGCUGGACAAGAAAGCCGAGGAUGGAGAGUUCUGGAUGUCAUUUUCAGAUUUCUUGAGGCAGUUUUCUCGACUGGAGAUCUGCAACCUGUCCCCAGACUCUCUGAGCAGUGAGGAAGUGCACAAGUGGAAUCUGGUCCUGUUCAAUGGCCACUGGACACGGGGCUCCACUGCUGGAGGCUGCCAGAACUACCCAGCCACCUACUGGACCAAUCCCCAGUUUAGAAUCCACCUGGAUGAGGUGGAUGAGGACCAGGAAGAGGGCGCCGGUGAGCCCUGCUGUACGGUGCUGCUGGGUCUGAUGCAGAAGAAUCGCAGGCGGCAGAAGAGGAUAGGACAGGGCCUGCUGAGCAUCGGCUACGCUGUCUACCAGGUUCCCAAGGAGCUGGAGAGUCACACGGACACACACCUGGGCCCAGACUUCUUCCUGGGCCUCCAGCCCUCCGCGCGCUCUAGCACCUACGUCAACCUGCGUGAGGUCUGCGGCCGGGCCCGGCUGUCCCCAGGGGAAUACCUCGUGGUGCCGUCCACCUUUGAACCCUUCAAAGAUGGCGAGUUCUGCUUGAGGGUGUUCUCAGAGAAGAAGGCCAAGGCCCUGGAAAUUGGGGGUGCUGUAGCCGGAAACUCACAUGAGCCACAUCCCAGCGAGGUGGACCAGGAAGAUGGCCAGUUCAAGAGCCUGUCUGAGAAGCUUGUGGGGAAGGAUUCUGAAGUCAGUGCCAAUGAGCUCCAGACGAUUCUGAAUGGGGAGUUUUCCAAACGAGCAGACAUAAAAUUCGAUGGGUUCAACAUCAACACUUGCAGGGAGAUGAUCAGUCUGUUGGACAGCAAUGGGACAGGCACUUUGGGACUGGAGGAAUUAAAGAUGCUUUGGCUGAAGAUGCAGAAGUAUCUGGAGAUCUACCGGGAAAUGGAUUAUAACCACUUGGGGACCAUCAACGCCCAUGAGAUGAGGAUAGCCCUCAAGAAGGCAGGCUUCACUCUCGACAACCAGGUGCAGCAGACCAUUGCCCUGCGGUAUGCGAACAGCAAACUCCACAUCGACUUCGAUGGCUUCGUUUCCUGUUUGACCCGCCUGGAGACCCUCUUCAAGCUGUUCAGGCUUCUGGACAAGGACCGGAAUGGCACCAUCCAGCUCUCUCUGGCUGAGUGGCUGUGCUGUGUGUUGGUCUGACCCCGGAUUUGGAUUUCAGUGACACUCUCUGCCUCCCUGUCUUGGCUCUUUUGUCUCCUCUACGAUUUGUGAUGUUUAUCCUUGAGUGUCAUUUACUGGUUACUCACCUCUUUCUUGCCUCCUGUUGUUCCCCAAGAGCCUGGCCUGUCCCAGGAGAGCAGGCUGGGAUCCCUGGAUCUCAUUCAGCAGCUUAGGAGCUAUUUCAGCUGACCCAAGAGCCCAGGGUGGGAAAGCAACCCAUUAAACUUGUGGACCAGGGGCUGGUAGGUUGCAUGGUGGUUAAGGCACUGAACUCCUACAUGGCC